Molecule: messenger RNA, 448 nt
Organism: Perognathus longimembris pacificus (Pacific pocket mouse)
Lineage: Eukaryota; Metazoa; Chordata; Mammalia; Rodentia; Heteromyidae
Product: 60S ribosomal protein L31-like
Exons: 1
Coding region: 74-448 (124 amino acids)
Biological process (GO): cytoplasmic translation
Cellular component (GO): ribosome; cytosolic large ribosomal subunit
Molecular function (GO): structural constituent of ribosome
Source: RefSeq, a predicted model, not a curated record
UGGAACAGCAACACUUAGAGGACAAUAUGCUCUUUUUUUUUUUUUUUUUUUUUUCCAUCUUGGGCCCGGCAGAAUGGCUCCCACAAAGAAGGGUGGUGAGAAGAAGGGCCAUUCUGCCAUCAACGAGGUGGUGAUCCGAGAAUACACCAUCAACAUUCAAAAGCGCAUCCAUGGAGUAGGCUUUAAGAAGCCGGCCCCUUGUGCACUCAAAGAGAUCUGGAAGCUCGCCAUGAAGGAGAUGGGGACUCCAGAUGCGCCCAUCGAUACCAGGCUCAACAAAGCCGUCUGGGCCAAAGGAAUAGGGAAUGUCCCCUAUCGGAUCCGUGUGCGCUUGUCCAGGAAACGCAAUGAGGAUGGAGACUCACCAAACAAGCUCUAUACUCUGGUGACCUAUGUUCCGGUCACCACGUUCAAAAAUCUACAGUCAGUCAAUGUGGAUGAGAACUAG